GGAUCUUCAGAUAAUACCAGAAUUCAUCCUGGGAACUUUGACUCCUUGCUUGGCGCCUUGAAGUUUCUGUGAGAUGAACUGAUGAAUAGGAGCCAUGGUACAGAAGAAGAAGUUCUGCCCCCGGGCACUGGAUUACCUCGUGAUCGUAGGGGCCAGGCACCCGAGCAGUGACAGUGUGGCCCAGACUCCUGAAUUGCUACGGCGAUACCCAUUAGAGGAUCAUGCUGAGUUUCCCCUGCCCCCAGAUGUAGUGUUCUUCUGCCAGCCCGAGGGCUGUCUGAGUGUGCGGCAGCGGCACAUGAGCCUACGGGAUGACACCUCUUUUGUCUUCACACUCACUGACAAGGACACUGGAGUCACACGUUAUGGCAUCUGUGUUAACUUCUACCGGUCCUUCCAAAAGCGAAUGCCUAAGGAAAAGGGGGAAGGUGGGGCAGGGUCUCAUGGGAAGGAAGGACCCCGUGCCACCCGCACCUCAGAAGAGGUUGGCACUGAGAACUCAGAGAGUGGCUCAUCCUUGCAGCCUCCCAGUGCUGAUUCCACCCCUGAUGUGAACCAGUCUCCUCGGGGUAAAUGCAGGGCCAAGUCAGGCAACCGAUCCCGCAACAGUACUCUGACCUCCCUGUGUGUGCUGAGCCACUACCCCUUCUUCUCCACCUUCCGAGAAUGUCUGUAUACCCUCAAACGUCUGGUGGACUGCUGUAGUGAGCGACUGCUGGGCAAGAAACUGGGCAUCCCUCGAGGCAUACAGAGGGACACCAUGUGGCGCAUCUUUACUGGAUCAUUGCAGAUGGAGGAGAAGUCGAGUGCCCUUCUGCAGGACCUUCGAGAGAUCGAGGCCUGGAUCUAUCGAUUGCUGCGCUCCCCAGUACCUGUCUCUGGGAAGAAGCGAGUAGACAUUGAGGUCCUACCCCAGGAGCUCCAGCAAGCUCUGACCUUUGCUCUUCCGGACCCCUCUCGAUUCACAUUAGUGGAUUUCCCUCUGCACCUUCCCUUGGAACUUCUGGGUGUGGAUGCCUGUCUUCAGGUGCUAACCUGCAUUCUGUUAGAGCACAAGGUGGUGCUACAGUCUCGAGACUACAAUGCACUGUCCAUGUCUGUGAUGGCAUUUGUGGCAAUGAUCUACCCCCUGGAGUAUAUGUUUCCUGUAAUCCCACUGCUGCCCACCUGCAUGGCAUCAGCAGAGCAGCUAUUGUUGGCUCCAACCCCGUACAUCAUCGGGGUCCCUGCCAGCUUCUUCCUCUACAAACUGGACUUCAAAAUACCUGAUGAUGUAUGGCUGGUGGAUCUGGACAGUAAUCGGGUGAUUGCCCCCACCAAUGCAGAAGUGCUCCCUGUCCUGCCAGAACCGGAAUCAUUAGAGCUGAAAAAACAUUUAAAGCAAGCCCUUGCCAGCAUGAGUCUCAACACCCAGCCCAUCCUCAAUCUGGAGAAAUUCCAUGAGGGCCAGGAAAUCCCUCUUCUCUUGGGAAGGCCUUCUAGUGACCUGCAGUCCACACCAUCCACAGAAUUCAAUCCACUCAUCUAUGGCAAUGACGUGGAUUCUGUUGAUGUUGCGACCAGAGUGGCCAUGGUCCGUUUCUUCAACUCCCCCAACAUGCUGCGGGGCCUUCAGACACACACACGCACUCUGCGGCUCUUCCCUCGGCCCGUGGUCGCUUUCCAAGUGGGCUCCUUUCUAGCCUCACGCCCCCGGCAGACACCUUUUGCUGAGAAAUUGGCCAGGACUCAGGCUGUGGAGUAUUUUGGGGAAUGGAUCCUUAACCCCACGAACUAUGCCUUUCAGAGAAUUCACAACAACGUGUUUGAUCCGGCCCUGAUUGGGGACAAGCCAAAGUGGUACGCUCAUCAGCUGCAGCCCAUUCAUUAUCGAGUCUAUGAUGGCAGUUCCCAGCUGGCUGAGGCGCUGAGUGUGCCCCUAGAGCGUGACUCUGACUCAGACCCUCCUGAUGACAGUGGCAGCGAUAGUAUGGAUUAUGAUGACUCAAGCUCUUCUUACUCCUCCCUUGGUGACUUUGUCAGUGAAAUGAUGAAAUGUGACAUCAAUGGUGAUACUCCCAAUGUGGAUCCACUGACACACGCAGCGCUGGGGGAUGCCAGCGAGGUGGAGAUCGAUGAGCUGCUGACCCAGAAGGAAGCAGAGGAACCUGGCCCAGACAACGGGACCUCUCAGGAAAACCCCCCACUGUGCUCUAGCUCCAGCAGCCCCACCAGCAGCAGUCCCAGCGCCGUCACCCAGGGAGCCUGUUCUGAACCGGCUGACUCAAUGGAAAUGGAUGCUAAGGCAGCAGCAGGCGUCUCCAAGUCCCUCCCGCCCGCGCCUCCCAGCAUGGGCAAGUGGAACAUGGACAGGCGUCAGACAGAAAUUGGAGCGGGGUCAGUGCGCCAGCAAACCUAUGACAAUCCAUACUUCAAGUCACAGUAUGGCUUUCCCCCUGAGGAAGAUGACGAUGAGCAGGGGGAAAGUUACACUCCCCGAUUCAGCCAUCAUGUCAAUGGCAAUCGGGCUCAAAAGCUGCUGCGGCCCAACAGCUUGAAACUGGCAAGCGACUCAGAUGCAGAGUCAGACUCCCGAGCGAGCUCCCCCACCUCCACCAUCUCCAACAACAGCAGCGAGGGCUUCGGGGGCAUCGUGUCUUUUGCCAGCAGCCUGUAUCGGAACCACAGUACAAGCUUCAGUCUUUCAAACCUCACACUGCCCAGCAAGGGUGCCCGGGAGAAGAUCACACCCUUCCCUAGUCUGAAAGUAUUUGGGCUAAAUACUCUAAUGGAGAUUGUUACUGAAGCCGGCCCUGGGAGUGGUGAAGGAAACAGGAGGGCCCUAGUAGACCAGAAACCAUCUGUCAUCAAACACAGCCUGACAGUGAAAAGAGAGCCGCUGUCACCCCAGGGUCGAUCGAGCAACUCUAGUGCAAGCCAGCAGUUCUUGAAGGAGGUGGUGCACAGCGUGCUGGACGGCCAGGGCGUUGGCUGGCUCAGUGUGAAGAAGGUGCGACGGCUGUUGGAGAGUGAGCAGCUGCGUGUCUUUGUCCUGAGCAAGCUGAACCGCACAGUGCAGUCAGAGGAUGAUGCCCGGCAGGAUGUCAUCCCAGAUGUGGAGAUCAGUCGGAAGGUGUACAAGGGAAUGUUAGACCUGCUCAAAUGCACCGUGCUCAGUCUGGAGCAGUCCUAUGCCCACGCAGGUUUGGGGGGCAUGGCCAGCAUCUUUGGGCUUCUGGAGAUCGCCCAGACCCACUACUAUAAUAAAGAACCAGACAAGCGGAAGAAAAGUCCAACAGAGAGUAUAAAUACACCAGUUGGCAAGGAUCCUGGCCUGGCUGGGCAGGAGGACCCAAAGGCUAUGGCACAGCUGAGAGUUCCCGAGCUGGGACCUCGAACACCAAGUGCCACAGGAAAGGGUCCUAAGGAACUAGACACCAGAAGCUUGAAGGAAGAGAAUUUUGUAGCAUCUGUCGAAUUGUGGAACAAGCACCAGGAAGUGAAAAAGCAAAAAGCUUUGGAAAAACAGAGGCCUGAAAUAGUCAAGCCUGUCUUUGACAUUGGUGAGACAGAGGAGAAGUCCCAGAUCAGCGCAGACGGUGGUUUGAGCCUGACCUCUGGUUCCCAGAGGGCUGAUUCAGGCUCUGUCAUCGGUGUGAGUCCAGCUGUUAUGAUCCGAAGUUCAAGUCAGGAUUCUGAAGUCAGCACCGUGGUGAGUGAUAGUUCUGGAGAGACCCUUGGAGCAGACAGUGAGCUGAGUAGCACCGCAGGUGAUGGGCCCGGUGGUGAGGGCAGCACCCGCUUGGUGAGCUCUCGGGGCACUUUGUCUGACAGUGAAAUUGAGACCAACUCUGCUACCAGUGCCAUCUUUGGUAAAUCCCACAGUUUGAAGCCAAGUGUAAAGCAGAAGCUGGUGGGCAGCCCAGUUUGCUCUUCUGAAGAUGCAAGCCAGCGAGUGUAUCUCUACGAGGGACUCCUAGGAAGGGACAAAGGAUCCAUGUGGGACCAGUUAGAGGAUGCUGCUAUGGAGACCUUUUCUAUAAGCAAAGAGCGUUCUACUUUAUGGGACCAAAUGCAGUUCUGGGAAGAUGCGUUCUUAGAUGCUGUGAUGCUGGAGAGAGAAGGGAUGGGUAUGGAUCAGGGUCCCCAGGAAAUGAUCGACAGGUACCUAUCCCUGGGAGAACAUGACCGGAAGCGCCUAGAAGAUGAUGAAGAUCGUUUGCUGGCCACACUUUUGCACAACCUCAUCUCCUAUAUGCUACUGAUGAAAGUAAAUAAGAAUGACAUCCGGAAGAAAGUGAGGCGCCUAAUGGGAAAGUCCCAUAUUGGGCUUGUGUACAGCCAGCAAAUCAAUGAAGUACUUGAUCAGCUGGCAAACCUGAAUGGACGUGAUCUCUCUAUCCGGUCCAGUGGUAGCCGGCACAUGAAGAAGCAGACAUUUGUGGUGCAUGCGGGGACUGACACAAAUGGAGAUAUCUUUUUCAUGGAGGUGUGCGAUGACUGUGUGGUGUUACGCAGUAGCAUUGGGACGGUGUAUGAGCGCUGGUGGUAUGAGAAGCUCAUCAACAUGACCUACUGUCCCAAGACCAAGGUGUUGUGCUUGUGGCGUAGAAAUGGCUCUGAGACCCAGCUCAACAAAUUCUAUACAAAGAAGUGUCGGGAGCUGUACUACUGUGUGAAGGAUAGCAUGGAGCGUGCUGCUGCCCGACAGCAAAGCAUCAAACCUGGACCUGAACUAGGCGGCGAGUUUCCUGUGCAGGAUAUGAAGACUGGUGAGGGCGGCUUGCUGCAGGUCACCCUAGAAGGGAUCAAUCUCAAGUUCAUGCACAACCAGGAGCGCAAGGUUUUCAUAGAGCUGAAUCACAUUAAAAAGUGCAAUACAGUUCGAGGCGUCUUUGUCCUGGAGGAAUUUGUUCCUGAAAUUAAAGAAGUGGUGAGCCACAAGUACAAGACACCAAUGGCCCACGAGAUCUGCUACUCUGUGUUGUGUCUCUUCUCAUAUGUGGCUGCAGUUCGUAGCAGUGAGGAAGAUCUCAGAACCCCACCCAGACCUGUCUCUAGCUGAUGAAGAGGGGUUAAGAGCUGGCCAAGCCCAGGGGAUGCCCCCUAUUCCCAAGCGUGCGAUGUUCCUGUGACUGAGGAGUGGGUGUUAUGCGUAUGUUCUCUGCAAGUCCCUGGCCGUGGCUUAGUUGGCAUCCAGUUAUAUGUCUCUUGUCAUUGUGUCCUCAUGCGUCCAUCACAGGGCUGAGCUCGUUCUCCCACCUUCUCCCUCUCUGCUCCAGAAGACCAGCCUACUGUCCUCUGGGCUCUCUACGUUCUGUGAUAGAGCACAGUGGGGUGCCUGGAGCGGUCCCAUUCUGUGGGGUGUGAGGAAAGCUUGAGGCCUGUCCUCACAGACAGGAGGUGGGAACGGAAAGGAGGGAGAGUCCACACAACAGAGUGAGCAGCAACCUCCCUGCUUGCUUAUGCACUUUCUGAGCUGGCAACCUGCCUACUGAGGCCUCCUGGCUGCAGUGGGGCAGCCCCCUGGGGCUGAUUUAUGCUGAGCAUCCAUUUCCCUGUGGUUGUGCCUCGCCUUUGGCAUGAGAGCACAGAGCAGUUGGGGCGAGGACAGUCCCUGGAACCACUGGCUGACCAUGUCCAGGAACCAGGGUGGGGUGGGAAAAGGCCAGGUUCAGUAUGUACAUCUGUCUUCAGGCAGUGUCUCCUGGCACUGGGUGCUGGAAGGGAGAGAUGGCUGCAGCAGGCAAGAGAUGAUUGUACAUAUUUCAGCUCCACAUUAUUUAUAGAAAAUGUACAGGUGUGUGAAUGUGAAAUAAUAUGUCCUUAACUGUUCUUGGGCUCCUGGCUGCCAUGCAUAUAGUGACACCUCCUCUCAGCCUACACCUAAGGAGAGCUGCCCCUGAACUCUACAAGGGCACCUUAGGCCUAAGGGAGGGAGAAGAGACGGAUGGUGCACAUCCUACCGGGAGUGCUGGAGCCCCACCCUCCCAUCCCCCAUUUCCCACCCCCACCCCCGCCCUGGCCCAGUGGGCGCUGUGCUCUGGCCUGGCCACUAGAAGGAGCAGCCAAGCUGGGCUAUGACCUCUGAGCAGAUAUUUGAUUUAGUAGUGACGGGAAAGCCAAGGCUCUCCCUGCGCCCCUUGCAGGGGUGGGCCAGACAUGUGACAUGGUUUGACCAGGGCCUCCCACAGGGCCUGGAGCCCGGCACUCUUGGCCGGGAGUGUUUGGCGUUGGAUAUAACUGAGAAACAACCCUAGAACAGCCCUCCUGGAAUAUUUUUUCUAGGCCAUGGAUGAACCCCUGGUGCUGCCUGAGCAGAAAAGACCUUCUACGCUCUAUCAGGGCACUUCUGAGACCUGAUGGCUUCCUCCUCCCAGAGUGGAGUAGGGCUCUGUCUGAUACACUGUCCUGGUUCCCAGUGUCUUGCACUAGACAGGAUAGAUCUGCUUUGCUAGGGUCUGGAUGGGCUGUACACUUUUGUUGUCCAACAGCAUCCCAAGUCAGCUUGAUGCAGCUCCAGUCUAGGCUUUACAAGCCCAGAACCACACUGAGGUUCACCAUUGCCCCCAUCCAGACAAAGAUGAUACUGAACAUGUGGGACCAGACAGGAGAGCCUUCGGUUUCUCACUCUGUUGCUAAUACACUUUUCUCCAUCAUAGCACCUCAGUUUCCUCAUUAGAAGAGUGUACACAGUGGGGGAAAACUGAGGGUCCUCCUGGUGUUAAUGUUUUACGACUUUUGGAUUCUACUCUGGGCCAUGUUUUGCUCAUUUGGAAGACAAUACCUAUGUUCAGUUUGCCCUGAAAAUCAAAUAAAUUUCCCUGUGCCCUUGGUGGAAAUAAGCACAUUGGACAAGA
This is a messenger RNA of Manis javanica (Malayan pangolin), 6839 nucleotides long. The record is from RefSeq and is a predicted model, not a curated record. Lineage: Eukaryota; Metazoa; Chordata; Mammalia; Pholidota; Manidae.